UAUAGAAAAGCAACCUGCCUGUACGCUAAGGUAACGCUUUAAAGCAACGGAAAUGCCUCGAUUUAAUGUUUCAGAUAUCCAAGAUCGAAUGUGGAUCGCCGCAACACAUCUGACAAUAUGAGCGGACGCCGAUGUUUCUCCGCGCUCCGAUGGUUUCAUCUUUGGUCCACAAUACCACUUGCUUCACUGACAUACGAGGACUGAGACGUAAAUAGCCGAUAGAGUCAAUAUCAAACCAAUCCACAAAUAUGAACAUUACGUUUCUUAACAAACGAAGGCUGGACUGUACGUGUGCGGUGCUGUUAUGGCUGCAUACGGCGAUGUGGAUGUGGUGUUCGGCAGCCGAAGACCAUCAUUUCAGCGUUGAGGCAUGGUUACAGAGGUAUGGCUACCUUCAUCAUACACAACCUAACAUGGCUGUUCUGAGAUCAGCUCAAACCAUGAAGUCUGCUAUUGCUGCUAUGCAGCGCAAGUAUGGACUCAACAUCACAGGGACUUUAGACAAGGACACUAUUGAUUGGAUGAAAAAACCCAGGUGUGGGGUACCAGACAAGUAUGAAAAUGUGUCUGGAUUGCGAAGGAGGAAGCGUUAUGCACUAACUGGACAGAAGUGGCAACGCACAUAUAUCACAUACAGCAUUAAAAAUGUCACUCCCAAAGUGGGUGCGCGAGAAACCCACGAGGCUAUUCGUCGGGCAUUCGAUGUGUGGCAAGGUGUCACGCCAUUACGGUUUGAAGCAGUGCCGUACAGCGCUCUGGAAAGCGGCAAACGUGAUGUGGACAUUACCAUUAUAUUUGCCUCAGGCUUUCACGGCGACAGCUCUCCCUUUGACGGAGAGGGUGGCUUCCUGGCACAUGCUUAUUUCCCAGGACCGGGCAUAGGGGGCGACACGCACUUCGAUUCGGACGAACCCUGGACGCUGGGCAACCCAAACCAUGAUGGUGAGAGAAUGGCAGGCAAUGACCUGUUUCUAGUGGCGGUACAUGAACUUGGUCAUGCCUUAGGACUGGAACAUUCAAAUGAUCCUACAGCUAUUAUGGCUCCGUUCUACCAGUACAUGGACACGGAUAGCUUCAAACUGCCUCAUGAUGAUCUACAGGGAAUACAGAAAAUAUAUGGUCCUCCAGAUAAAAACCCACAACCCACAAGAUUACUCACAACUGCCACGCCUCCCCGCCUGCACCCUCAGUCUGACCCUCGAAAACAUGACCGCCAGGGUCGCCCUCAUCGCCCCCCACAGAAGUCAAAACCUGCCCAUCCCAACUCCAAACCCAACAUCUGCGAUGGAGGUUUCAACACUCUGGCACUCCUACGGCAGGAGCUGUUUGUCUUCAAAGAUCAGUGGUUCUGGAGGGUAAGAGAUAAUUCUGUGGUGCCUGGAUACCCAAUGCAAAUUAGUUACUUCUGGAGAGGUCUGCCUCCUAAGAUCGAUGCAGUCUACGAAAACAGUGAAGGGAAGUUUGUCUUCUUCAAGGGGAACCGGUUUUGGGUGUUUAAAGACACCACUCUUCAGCCCACAUAUCCUCAGGACAUUACUCUUUUUGGCAGUGGAAUGCCCACACAGAGCAUUGAGACAGCAGUUUGGUGGGAAGAUGUGGCCAAAACGUACUUCUUUAAAGGGGAUAGGUACUGGAGGUACAGUGAGGAUAUGAGGACCAUGGACCCCGGCUAUCCAAAACCCAUCACUGUGUGGAAGGGCAUCCCAGAUUCGCCUCAGGGAGCAUUUGUGGAUAAAGCUAACGGCUUCACCUACUUUUACAAAGGAAAGGAAUAUUGGAAGUUCAACAAUCAGCGGCUGAGAGUGGAACCUGGUUACCCCCGCUCCAUCCUUCGGGAUUUUAUGGGCUGUGAUGGGCUACCGGCCGACCCAGACUGGGACUGGAUUCCCCCGCAGGAAGAGGAUCCACCGCAGUACGACCACGAUGAUGUGGAUAUUGUGCUGAAGCUGGAGAGCAGUGGCGGGACGGAGAAAGCGGUGGCCAUCGCCAUCCCCUGCGUCCUGGCCCUGUGCAUGAUGGUCCUGUUGUUCACCGUCUUUCGCUUCAAGAGGAAGGACACGCAGCGUCACAUACUGUACUGCAAGCGCUCAAUGCAGGAAUGGGUCUGAGACAUGGACUUUCUGCUCAUAAAACGGUUUCUUGAAAAACCUCAAGAGGUGUGGGGUUUGAGUAAUCGACAAACUUAGGUGUUGAGUGUUUGCGCUGACACGGACAACAUGAACGAAUAACGUUCCUACACGUGGCAAUGUGUAAUUUUGUAUGGUUUUGGACCUUCGGCUUUGGGCGUCCAUUUUGGUUGUCGAAAUCCUCUGCAGGAGUAAACUGUUACUCUACAAACCAUACUGUACUUUUCAACUGACUAGAGAAUUAUAUCAUGUGAGGUGUCACUCUGAAAAAACUUGCUUGUGUUGAAAAACUGAUACCCAAACCAAAUAUGCCCUUAGUGUCCAAAGAGGAUCGCUUCGUUGACGUGGAUAUUCUGAGAUGACUGGCUUCUUGAUCAUCCUUUGAGUUUCAUUCAGCUACAUUCACCUUAAAAAAAACAUGAUCCAUCUCGGAAAUCAGAAUGACCGUGUCAAAGUAAAUAUAACAUUGGGGCUACCUGCAAUAUUUUGUUGAAUGCCUUAAUCACAUGCAGAGUUUAUUUUUGUGUGUAUAAGUGUACGUGUGAAUGUGACUCUUUCCUUCAUCUUUGGUGGUGUUUUUUGCUCAUCAUUGCUCUUUUGAUUCAUGGCUGACUGAAAAUUGCAGUAAGUUUGCAGUAGGUGCCACUGACUGUUUAAAAUUUUGAUUGAAACUCAGAUUCAAAGAAUACACAGCUGCUCAUCACAUUCGCACUACUCCACAAUCCAAAACUGCAGCAUUGAAAUUGCAGCAUUAAAAUGAUCUUUAGCAAAAAAUACCUUAUUAAUCUUCUUGAUACUCUCAAGAAUUAAUGGAAUAUCUAAGAAUUAUAUAAAAGAAAACUGAUAUUAGCUUAGUUUGCGAUGCAAUAUUUAGACUAGAUUUGCAUUAAAGGGCCGGUGCUUGCAAUGCAAAAAUAGAAUAGUUGGUAUAGUAGGUUCUGUGUGAAUGAAAUGCAACAUCAGAACUGCUAAGCUGUCAUCAUGCAGCGCAGCGUCUUGUUUUUCUUCUAUCUGCGGUGCAUAAGAAAAAGCUCAGAGUGAUGCUGUCAUGCACAGUGAAUAUAAAUGGUUUAAUACAAAUACGCCAGACUGACAAUAACGGUUGUGAUGUUUCAGGCUUUAAAUUAAAAAAAGUUAAAUUAAAUAUGGUGUCUGCCUUAUUUAAAGCAGGUUAGAAUGGGCCAAUUGCAAUUUAGAACUCAUUGUCAAUUGCAAGUUGACUGUCAACUAAUAUAAAAGUUUAAAACAAAGUGAUUUUUUAAUGGUUUUUUUAAUUCAAAUGGUUUAAGAGUUUUUGAAACAUUGCCACCUUGCAAGCACUGACCCAGCGUUUACCAGAUAAAGGCAAUACAUGAGUCCUUUAUACAUGCUGUUAUAAGUGUUAUAAGCUCUGUUGGCAUGGGUUUGGGUAUAAUAGAAUUUGUUGCACAUCUGCAAUCCGAACAAUAUCCUGCUUAUUUCUGAUUAAACAUGCUGUGAGCAUGAUCAUUCUCAACAGAGUGUAUCUAACACUGAAUGCUGUUCGAUUUUUCUUUUGACUGUCUCUUUGACGUGCAGUAUUGUGUUAUCGUCUUAUGCCUAUUCUCAUGUUUUUAUGAACUGAUUUCGUUUCUAAAGUGUAUAAUGGACUACCAUACCAUCAGCAUCAACUCUCUUCCAGUCAUAAGACGUGCUCAUUGAUCUGUAACCUGUUGUUUUCAUCAUUUACAGAAGGACCUCCUCGCGUUUCAAGGUCUCUUGAGUAUUGGAUGUGUAUCUGAACAUGCUGUAUAUAUCUCAUAUAGUGUCUUUAUUAUAGACACGAAAGGCAAAUUAUGCAGUACACCAAUAAUAAGAUAUUACCUAUUAUCACAUGUGGUGCGUGAAUCAUUCUUGUGAACUGACAUUUUAAUUAAAUGUAACAGGAAACCAUGAAUCAUUAACAUGUAGUUUAAAGCUGAAAUCCAUGAAAUCAGGUUGUUUGGACGAUACGA
This is a messenger RNA of Triplophysa dalaica, 4099 nucleotides long. It is a transcript of the gene mmp16b, whose product is annotated as matrix metallopeptidase 16b (membrane-inserted). The transcript is spliced from 10 exons. Gene Ontology annotation, molecular function: zinc ion binding; metalloendopeptidase activity. Gene Ontology annotation, cellular component: extracellular matrix. The coding region runs from base 249 to 2108 and encodes 619 amino acids. The record is from RefSeq and is a predicted model, not a curated record. Lineage: Eukaryota; Metazoa; Chordata; Actinopteri; Cypriniformes; Nemacheilidae. Gene Ontology annotation, biological process: skeletal system development; proteolysis; extracellular matrix organization.